Messenger RNA from Caenorhabditis elegans, 1445 nucleotides. It is a transcript of the gene nduf-9, whose product is annotated as NADH dehydrogenase [ubiquinone] 1 alpha subcomplex subunit 9, mitochondrial. Lineage: Eukaryota; Metazoa; Nematoda; Chromadorea; Rhabditida; Rhabditidae. Bases 3 to 1298 code for a protein of 431 amino acids. The record is from RefSeq and is marked reviewed. Gene Ontology annotation, cellular component: mitochondrion. The transcript has 7 exons.
CCAUGCUAUCAGUGUUGGGUAGAUCCGGCUUGGGCGCCCGGCAGGCGGUUUCGGUCGUUGGAAGUCAGAAUUUCAGCAGCGCGGUCACCUCCGCCGAAAAUGCUCAUCCGGAGCCACGUGUCAGCUCUCAGAGUGCUCAAUUCAGAAAGGGAGCCGGUGGAAGAGCCUCCUUCUCCGGCAAUGUGGUGACCGUAUUCGGUGCGUCAGGCUUCUUGGGACUUCCAGUUGUCAAUAAAUUCGCGAAAAAUGGCUCACAAAUCAUUAUUCCGUAUCGCCAGGAUCCGUAUUACAUGAGAGAGCACAAAGUGCUCGGCGAGCUCGGACAAGUCCUCUAUUUUCCAUUUGAGCUGAUGGAUGAGGAGAGCAUUCGAAAGGCUGUAAAGUACUCGAACGUCGUCAUCAACUUGAUCGGAACUCGUGUGCCGACUGGAAAGUACAAUUACUAUGACGUCAACGACACGGGAGCCCGCCGUUUGGCUCGAAUUUGCAAAGAAAUGGGUGUGGAGAAAUUUGUGCAUUUGUCGGCUCUCGGAGCAACUACACAACCACAAAAGGGACAUUUUGUCGCAAAAUCGCAAUUUCUUCAUUCAAAAGGACUCGGAGAAGUUGCUGUACGUGAAGAAUUCCCAGAAGCAACAAUUAUUCGCCCAUCUGUGAUCUACGGUGAAUUGGAUGGAUUUAUUCAAUAUUAUGUGUCAAGAUGGCGAAAAACUCCAUUGGAUUAUGUGUAUUUGUACAAGAAGGGAGAAGAAACGUAUAAAAUGCCGAUUUGGGUUGGAGACGUUGCCGCCGGAAUUCAAAGUGCUGUAAAUGAUCCAACAGCAAAAGGACAUACUUAUGAAUUUGUUGGACCACACUGCUAUCAAUUGUCUGAAUUGAUUGAUUUCAUGUACAAAAAAGCGCAUUGUUUGUCUGAUUUUGGAUUCAGAUACAAGCGUCACGGAAUGCCGGAUCCAUAUUUCAUGGCUCUCACAAUGGCCACCGAACUCUAUGGUAAAGUGUUCAAGUGUAAAGUUCCACUCAACAGAGAAUGGAUGGAGUUUGUGGAAGUACAAUCGGACAUUUUGACGGGCGAAAGAACUCUCGCCGACCUCGGAGUCCGCCGAUUGACUGAAUUCGAAUUGGCUGGUGGACAACAAGCAUUUUAUCGAUCAUUUAAUCGAUAUUUCGAAGAACAAUAUGGAGAACUUCCGGCUCCAUCACUUCCACUUCGUUCACCACCACUUACCAAAAAGAACACUGGCCGAGGAGCAACUGGAAUCAAGUCGGAAACGAGCAAAAAUGUCGCUUUUAAUUAAGAUUUUUUUUAAUCGAUUGUUUUUUCGAUUUCUGUGUUGUCUUUGGUAGUUUAAAUAGAGCGAUUUUAAUUUUUUUUUGGUUCUAAAUUUUUUUUCUAGAAAAAACUGAAUUUUGUAUUUAUACGCGUAAAUGAAUCGAGAAUUUUG